Messenger RNA from Ilyonectria robusta, 2886 nucleotides. RefSeq names its product ASST-domain-containing protein. Bases 1 to 2886 code for a protein of 961 amino acids. NCBI's taxonomy places the organism in Eukaryota, Fungi, Ascomycota, Sordariomycetes, Hypocreales, Nectriaceae. The record is from RefSeq and is a predicted model, not a curated record. The transcript is spliced from 5 exons.
AUGCACACUCGUUUUCUUUUGCUGGCCGCGGCCUCGCUGAUGGGCGCUUGCCUCGUCUCUGCCGACGCGCCCUUUUUCAACGACCUCAACGGCUUCAAUCAAGGGCUACUAGGCCGGUUCCCCAAUCAAACAUUCCGCUCCACUGAUAUAAUUGCACCGCUGUUCCAGGUCAACACUUUCCGCCCAGAUCUCGUUGAUGAGGCGGGUUACAUCUUCUUGACGAUUGAAUUUGACGGUAGAGGGGGCCCAGCGAUAUUCUCCAGCAAGGACCUGAGCCUCGUUUAUGCUGACCUCAACUAUGCCCGGAGCUUCGACGCCCGCGCCCAAGAUCGGAAUGGCAUCACGCACCUCACCUUCAUCGAAAACGGUGACUGUCACGUCUUCAACGAUUCUUACCAGAAGCAAUUUUCGGUUACAGCCAAGGGCCUCGGUCGCACUACCAGGGCCGAUCUCCACGAGUUUCAGUUCACUGGCCAAGGAACCGCCAUCAUGUCGGUGUACCAAGACAUCAAAUACAACAUGACUGCUGUAGGCGGCGAUGACAACGGUCUCUUAACCGAUGCCAUAUUUGAAGAGGUCGAGCUCGAAAACAACCAGGUCCUCAAUCUGUGGAGAGCUUCGAACCAUUUCAACCUCAGCGAUACGUACGUCAAGUAUGGCCCUGACAAGGGUUUCAUGAACUCGGACGGCUUCGAUUGGUUUCACAUCGACAGUAUUUACAAAUCCAGGUACGGCGACUACCUCAUAUCAUCCCGAGCCCUGUCGAUGAUUGCUCUUCUUAAUGGUGAGAGCGGUAAUCCGAAAUGGAUUCUUGGGGGUAAGCACAAUCAGUUCAAGGACCUCAGUGGUGGUAAUGCGACCAAGUUUGCAAAUCAGCACAAUGCGCGGUUCGUCCAGCGAAACGAGAGCCAGAUCAGUUUCUUCGACAACCACGUCCUAGAGACUGGGCCAUGCAACCACACAAACUGCUCCCGAGGAGUGGUAGUGGAACUCGACUACGACGCCAUGACGGCUCAGCUCUUGGGGGAAUUUCGCCAUCCGCAAAAGGUUUCUUCUGGGUCUCAGGGCAGUGUCCAGGCGUUGAAGAACGGCAACUUCCUUGUAGGAUGGGGUUUGAACCCCGGGUUCACGGAACACUUCCCCAACGGAACGGUGGUUAUGGAUGUGCAGCGAGGCGCCUUUCCAAAAGUUGCUGGAGUCGAGCCAGGCGCUGACAUGACGGUGUACCGGGCCUGGAAAAUGAAUUGGGUUGGCCGACCUCAAUGGGGUCCUGAUAUCGCAUCGGUAUCGCAAAACAAUAUGACGACCAAUGCCACCUUCUACGUCUCUUGGAAUGGCAACACCGAGGUUGAUAGAUGGGAAGUGUAUGUCGGCAACGACCCAAUGAACAUCACCCUCUCUCAUGAACGAGUGGGCAACUCAACCCGCAUGGGAUUCGAAACCAUGAUAGUCCUUGAUGGGAAGCAUAUUCCAAGAUACGCCAGAGCAGCCGCCUUCGAUAAACAUGGGGAAGCAGGUAAAGAGCAGAGCGGAAGCCAAAAAGCAGAGGAGCCGGAAUCAAAUGAUGGAAAACCGACUGCUGUGAAGGAACCGGGGCCAUUGGCCCGUCGACUAGAGGAAGCUACAGAGGAGGCCCUUUUCACAGGAGGGAGAGCUGGGCGGCGUGCCAUCGAGGACGCGGGAUUUUCAAAGGAACUCAAGGAGAAGCUACUAAGCAAGAUUGCGGACGCCAAUUUCAGGACGCAAUACUCCGGGGCUUUCACCGAGGCGGACAUGCCAGCGGCCGCGGGAGAGGGCACACGACACAUAGCCACCGGACAACCAUGGACUGGUCAGGAACCAAUAGGGGAUGGAGUUCUACGGAUGUUGGACGACGCCAAGAAGCCCCUAGGGCCAGGCCUGCGAAGCAAGUUCCAGCCGCCACCCGUGGACAUGCGGUUACAGAGGGGACCUUCUAAGUCAGCCGGAGAGAAGGUGGCCACGGCGAGGGAUCGAGCGUCGAUGUACACGGGCAUGGACAUGAAGAGCAAGAAUGGACUGACUGAGGAGGAGAGGGAGAGGUAUCGAAAGGAGCUCAAGGAGCGGUUCGAGCCUGGAUUCCGGGCGAUGCCCAACACAAUAUCCGGGCUUGCUGGGUUGGCCAACGAGCGGAUCGAGAACGCCAUAGCUCGAGGCCAGUUUAAGAAUAUCCCGCGGGGCCCUGGCAUUGAGCGAGAUGCACGGGCAGACAACCCAUUCAUUGAUACGACGGAAUACAUUAUGAACAAGAUGAUCCAACGUCAGGACUUAGUGCCGCCGUGGAUCGAAAAGCAGCAGGAGCUGGUCAAGGCCGUGAGAGUGUUCAGGGCGAGACUACGAAACGACUGGAAGAGACACGCAGCAAGAAUGAUUGCGUCAAAGGGGGGCUCAUUGUUAGACCAGAUGCGGAGGGCAGAAGCAUACGCAGCAGCAGAGCAAGUACAUAACCCAAGAGUGCGGGGCCAGAAGAAGGAGCAGGCGACGACGAGUACGCCGGUGGCGGAGAAAUCAUACUUGGGACUGGCGGUCGAGGAGCUCAACCGGCUGACGCGGAGCUACAACCUGAUGGCGCCAGACCUGGCCAAGAAGGGGUACUUCUCACUGGACCGAGAGCUGCGGGCGUGCUUCGCGGACGUGGCGCCUGAGGUAGCAAAGGAGAUUCAGGUGCGGGCGCUAGGGGGAACUGUGCGGAGCCGUGGGCUGCGGGGGGGCCUUGAGGGGAGGGAUGGGGAUGGGGACUCGAUUGGGGGGAGUGGAGGCAUUCUGGAGCGCAUGUCUGGGGGGAAGAGGACUCAAGUGCAUGUGGAGGCGGAGAAGAAGGCGUAUGGGCUGAAGGAGUGGUGGAAUGACGUGUGGAAGAAGGACUAG